Fusarium sp. VM40 is the source of this 1578-nucleotide messenger RNA. The record is from the annotation of a GenBank genome assembly. Lineage: Eukaryota; Fungi; Ascomycota; Sordariomycetes; Hypocreales; Nectriaceae.
AUGUCAACUCUCGAGCCUCGACCGCCCUACUCAGAAGCUGAGAUCAAGAAUCUCUACCCGCCCCAACUACGUCUCCAACUCGUCCAGAUCCUCCUCCGCCACGGUGAACGCACACCCAUUACCGCUCGUUUCACUUCCGCCGGUCUCGCCCCUUUCUGGUCAUACUGCUCAGCAGCUCGCCGUUUAACCAGCGCCAUCCUCGAUCCGUCAGUCACUGCGUCCCAUUCUGAUCCUGCCGACAACCCAGGCCUUACAGCACUCGAGUGGAAGCGCCGAAUCGAAACAUUUGGUACCGAUGAUGCACCUAUUAUAGCUACCGGCCGCAAUGGCGAGCUCGAUGCCAUCUGCGACAUGGGCAUGUUGACCGAUCGCGGACGAGAAACGACAUAUGAUCUUGGUCAGCGCCUACGGCAUCUAUACAUCGACCAACUUGGUUUCCUCCCCGAAAGCCUUGCUGCCGACACUGACACCGCCGCCAUUUAUCUCCGAGCGACACCUGUACCCCGCGCUCUCGAAUCUCUACAGCAAGCGUUCUACGGCCUCUACCCACCAUCCGCCCGCACUUCUGGCCUUCAUCCUCCAACAAUUCUCACACGGUCGCCCGCGGACGAAACCCUCUUCCCUAACGAUGGCAAUUGCCGACGCUUUGCCGCUCUCGCGCGGGCUUUUGCUCAGCGAUGCGCCGAACGCUGGAACGACUCUGAUGAGAUGGCGUAUUUGACUAAACGGCUCGGCCGCUGGAUGCCAGAGGAUAACCCACGUGUUGCUGUGGACUCCCGUCCGCGUCUGAGUGGCAUUAUGGACACUAUCAACGCCACCAAGGCACAUGGCCCUGAUACUCGACUUCCUAAAGAGUUCUAUGACCCGGAAGUCAAGCGAAUCAUUGAGAAGAUUGGGGUGGAGGAGUGGUAUGCUGGGUACAAGGAGAGCGAAGAGUACCGCACCCUAGGUAUUGGUGGUCUGCUCGGUGAUGUUGUCUCUCGCAUGGUUGGCAGCGCUGAGCAUUCUACUGCGGAUGGUGAGUAUGAGCUUGCUCUGAACAAAAAGAGUUAUACUCCUGCACCUCAGCCAGUGCGCUUUGGAAUGAGCGGAUGCCACGAUACCACUCUCGCUGCCACACUUGCUAGUCUUGGAGCCUUUAACGAAGAAGCGUGGCCACCAUUCACCAGUCACAUUGCGAUAGAGCUGUUCCAUCAUGCAAACGCAGCCGUUAAGCCUCCCCCUGAAGCUCCUAAAACGAGCGGCUUUCUCUCUUUCCUAGGCUUGGGCAACAAAGUAACAUCCCUCGCCGGAGCACCACCUCCAGGUAUUGGCCGCAAGAAGACUCAAGACUUGACGGAGGAUGAAAAAGAGCGACUUAAAGGCUAUUACGUUCGUCUUCGCUACAACGAUCGCUCUGUGACAGUCCCUGGCUGCAAACCUUCAGGCAAGCAUCUUAACGGCGAUGAGUCCUUCUGUACUCUGGAAGCCUUUAAGGAGAUUGUCGACAAAUUUACACCCAAGAACUGGAAACAACAAUGUCGCACUAAUAUCAAGGAGCCGGCCUUUCCAAGUAAGCCUGAACCAUCAGGAUAUUAA